Molecule: messenger RNA, 2587 nt
Organism: Mus caroli (Ryukyu mouse)
Lineage: Eukaryota; Metazoa; Chordata; Mammalia; Rodentia; Muridae
Gene: Cyp7b1
Product: cytochrome P450 family 7 subfamily B member 1
Biological process (GO): cholesterol homeostasis; bile acid biosynthetic process
Molecular function (GO): oxysterol 7-alpha-hydroxylase activity; iron ion binding; heme binding
Source: RefSeq, a predicted model, not a curated record
AUACAGAGAAACCCUGUCUUGAAAAAAAAACAAACAAAAACAAAACAAAUUUUAGUUCUAUAAGUUAAGAGAGGGCAUCAGCAAACUGGUCACUUAAUUGCAAACUUAGUCCUGCUUCUUCUUUAAUAGCAAUAUAAAUUUCCUCUAUAAGAAAUUUUCCCACUAGCAGUUAUCUUGGCUCUUCUUUUCUGUGUGCCAAUGAGAGCUGUUAUUACAUUACCUAAUGGUUAAAAUUCAGAGGAAAGUCAUGGCCCAGUAUAAAAAUCAUAAGGACAUGAACUCAGGUUUCCUGUUGUUGACGGUGAUGCAUGGUGAUUCAGGGCAGACUCUUUAUUAAAACAACUUUGUUGUUAUUGUUUUUCUAUUAUAACUGUGAUGUAAUGGACUGUAUUAAUUGUUAUUGGAAACAAUAUGAGAACUCUUCUUUCUUUCUAUGGUCUUGAAGCGGUCAAGAUUGUGUGUUACAGCUUUCAUAUGAGAAACCAAAGAGUGAAAGUUUAUUUGUUAAACUUUUUACAGUGAAUUCUACUCCAUUACAACUGGGGACCUGAUUCCAAGGCCCAAAAUAUGAGAGAGUAUAUGCUUAAAUUAUAAAUAAUACCUCAAGUGUGGAGAAAAUGGUGCUUUUGAGAAUAGCUUCCUGGAUUAUAGCAAAGCUCCUAAAUAUAAAUUUUUCUUCAGUAUAAUAGACACUCAGCACAUUUUAGUCGAAGUUUUAUAUUUACCUUUACCAAGAACCCUAACUUCAAUUUCACCCCAUACUCCCAAAUUUUCUUAAUUAAGCUAAAUGUUACAGAUUAACAUGAUCGAUUUGCUUUAAAGUGUAUUUUACAGAAUCUUUGUUCAGAAAUAACCCCACCACCUGAAAACAGUCACUGAGGGAACUUCCGAAGGAUAGUUAUUUGCGAAUGGCUCAGUUCUGCAAGCAUGCGCUGACAAGGGUCAUACAAGACAGUUUGAAAUCCUGACUACAAAGAUCAAUAACAAAGGCGCCCUCGUGAACCACCCUUGAUAAAAGGUUGGCUUCCUUAUCUUGGCAUGGCCCUGAAAUUCUUUAAGGAUCCGUUAACUUUCUUGAAAACUCUUCAAAGGCAACAUGGUGACACUUUCACUGUCUUCCUUGUGGGGAAGUAUAUAACAUUUGUUCUGAACCCUUUCCAGUACCAGUAUGUAACGAAAAACCCAAAACAAUUAAGCUUUGAGAAAUUCAGCAGACGAUUAUCAGCAAAAGCCUUCUCCGUAAAGAAGCUGCUAUCUGAUGACGACCUCAACGAAGACAUUCACAGAGCCUAUCUACUUUUACAAGGCAAACCUUUGGAUGCUCUUCUGGAAACUAUGAUCCAAGAAGUAAAAGAAAUAUUUGAGUCCCAACUGCUAAAAAACACAGAUUGGAAUACAGAAAGAAUAUUUGCAUUCUGUAGCUCACUGGUAUUUGAGAUCACAUUUGCAACUCUCUAUGGAAAAAUUCUUGCUGGUAACAAGAAACAAAUUAUCAGUGAGCUAAGGGAUGAUUUUUUAAAAUUUGAUGACAUUUUCCCAUACUUAGUAUCUGACAUACCUAUUCAGCUUCUAAGAAAUGAAGAAUCUAUGCAGAAGAAAAUUAUAAAAUGCCUCACAUCAGAAAAGGUAGCUCAGAUGCAAGGACAGUCAGAAAUUGUUCAGGAAAGGCAAGAUAUGCUGAAAAGAUACUAUAGGCAUGACGAUUCUGAAAUCGGAGCACAUCAUCUUGGCUUUCUCUGGGCCUCUCUAGCAAACACCAUUCCAGCUAUGUUCUGGGCAGUGUAUUAUAUUCUUCGGCAUCCUGAAGCUAUGGAAGCCCUGCGUGACGAAAUUGACAGUUUCCUGCAGUCAACAGGUCAAAAGAAAGGACCUGGAAUUUCUGUCCACUUCACCAGAGAACAAUUGGACAGCUUGGUCUGCCUGGAAAGCACUAUUCUUGAGGUUCUGAGGCUGUGUUCAUACUCCAGCAUCAUCCGAGAAGUGCAAGAGGAUAUGGAUUUCAACUUAGAGAGUAAGAGCUACUCUCUACGGAAAGGAGAUUUUGUAGCUCUCUUUCCUCCAAUGAUACACAAUGACCCAGAAAUCUUCGAUGCUCCAAAGGAAUUUAGGUUUGAUCGCUUCAUAGAAGAUGGUAAAAAGAAAACCACGUUUUUCAAAGGAGGAAAGAAGCUGAAGAGUUUCGUUAUGCCUUUUGGACUCGGAACAAGCAAAUGUCCAGGGAGAUAUUUUGCAGUGAAUGAAAUGAAGCUACUACUGAUUAUGUUUUUAACUUAUUUUGAUUUAGAAAUAAUUGACAGGAAGCCCAUAGGACUAAACCACAGUCGGAUGUUUUUAGGUAUUCAGCACCCCGAUUCUGCCGUCUCCUUUAGGUACAAAGCCAAAUCUUGGAGAAGCUGAAAGUGUGGCAGAGAAGCUUUGCAGAGUAAGGCUGCAUGUGCUGAGCUCCGGGAUUUGGUGCACUCCCUCCCCCAAAUGCAACCACUACUCUUGUUUGAAAAUGGCAAAUUUAUAUUUGGUUGAGAUCAAUCCAGUUUGUUUUGGGUCACAAAACCUGUCAUAAAAUAAAGCAGUGUGAUGGUUUAAAAAA